Molecule: messenger RNA, 909 nt
Organism: Thamnophis sirtalis
Lineage: Eukaryota; Metazoa; Chordata; Lepidosauria; Squamata; Natricidae
Source: RefSeq, a predicted model, not a curated record
AUGUCCCCGAAGUUAAAAAUCUCCACCUUCCCGGGGCUCGAUGGCUUAUUUUGUCUUACCUGUUCCCAGAUCUACCUGAAGCAGCAGCAGGAUCUCCAGUUCUUGCAUUUCCACCUGGAAACUUCCCAGGAGAAACACAGGGCAGGAUCGCGGGAUGGAAGCCCAGGGAUGGUUUUGGCGGAUCUCGAGAGCAGCGGCGACCGAGAUUCCCUCGGCGGCGAAGUCGGACGGGAGAUCCCCACCCAUUUCGUCCACCUCCCCGAUUGCCCUUUGAAAAAAGCCGGGCACUCCUGCCCAGCCCAAAACAGGCAGCAAGAACAGCAGGCGAAGCAUGGACACCAUGGGCCCUUUCGCCAUCCCAGAUGCCUCCGUCGGGAAGAGGGGAUGCUGAGCACUCCCAGGAGCAGCGGGGAGAUGGGAGAACGCUCGGACACGCAGCUGGACAAUCCCCGGGCGUCCAGAUCCAGGGAAACAGUUUGGACGCCGGAGCUGACCCCUUCGCCGCGACACAAACAUUGGCUUGAGGCCAACGUCUGCGCGGCGACCGUAGGAUGUUUGGCGCCCAGGUUCUUCGACAAAGCCAGCGGGGACUGCAGAGAUGCCCCCGCAGACCUGGGCAGGAUCCCCCCUCGGCCCUGUGCGCCUCCUCCCCAUCCGGGGAACCACCCCGCCUGCUCGGCCUGCAGCGCCGUCCGUAAAGCCAACCUCUACCGCUCCAAUCAGGAGUGGACCGAAAUGCUCAAGCCUGGGGAGAACAACAGCAGGGGCUUAUGGAGCGGGGAGUCGCCCCCGAAGCCUCCGGAUGGUCCCGAGUUGACAAGGUUCCGUGUUUUGGCUAAGCAUCAGAGCCUUUGGGGUUCUAUCCCUAUCCCCAUCCUAGCCAGAUAUUUUUCUCUUCGGGCACAUUGA